Messenger RNA from Cervus elaphus (red deer), 8414 nucleotides. It is a transcript of the gene GTF2E1, whose product is annotated as general transcription factor IIE subunit 1. The record is from RefSeq and is a predicted model, not a curated record. Gene Ontology annotation, cellular component: transcription factor TFIIE complex. Bases 170 to 1486 code for a protein of 438 amino acids. The transcript has 5 exons. Gene Ontology annotation, biological process: transcription open complex formation at RNA polymerase II promoter; transcription initiation at RNA polymerase II promoter. NCBI's taxonomy places the organism in Eukaryota, Metazoa, Chordata, Mammalia, Artiodactyla, Cervidae.
GUUGAAAGUAGCUGGUGGUUUCUAAAGCUGGUCGCAGGAAUAGAGCGUUUUCUUUGACGCGCAAGUGGCGUGGCUCGGAUAAGCCGGUAGUUGAGGCGCUGAGGGAAGCUGUAGUGGGAGUGUUCGAGGAUUCACUUUGUACAUUUAAAGUUGAAGUUUGCUGCUAAAGAUGGCAGAUCCAGAUGUUGUCACUGAAGUUCCUGCAGCAUUGAAGCGGCUAGCCAAGUACGUGAUCCGGGGAUUUUAUGGCAUUGAGCAUGCUUUGGCGUUGGACAUCUUGAUCCGAAACCCCUGUGUGAAAGAGGAGGACAUGCUGGAGCUUCUCAAAUUUGAUCGGAAGCAACUUCGAUCAGUCUUGAAUAAUUUAAAGGGAGACAAGUUCAUCAAGUGCAGAAUGAGGGUGGAGACUGCUGCUGAUGGGAAAACCACUCGCCACAACUACUACUUUAUCAGUUAUCGUACUCUUGUUAAUGUGGUAAAAUAUAAAUUGGACCACAUGAGAAGGAGGAUUGAAACUGAUGAGAGAGAUUCCACCAACCGGGCUUCCUUCAAAUGUCCUGUCUGUAGUAGUACUUUUACAGACUUAGAAGCUAAUCAGCUCUUUGAUCCCAUGACAGGAACUUUCCGCUGUACCUUUUGCCAGACAGAGGUAGAAGAAGAUGAAUCAGCAAUGCCCAAAAAAGAUGCACGCACACUUUUGGCAAGAUUUAAUGAACAAAUUGAGCCCAUUUAUGCCUUGCUUCGAGAGACAGAGGAUGUAAACUUGGCCCGUGAAAUACUUGAACCAGAACCUACAGAAAUUCCAGCCCUGAAACAGAGCAAGGACCGUGCAGCAACUGCUGCUGGAGCUGCUGGCCUGGCAGGUGGGCACCACCGGGAGGCGUGGACCACCAAGGGUCCCUCCUAUGAGGACUUAUACACUCAGAAUGUUGUCAUUAACAUGGAUGACCAAGAAGAUCUUCAUCGAGCCUCACUGGAGGGGAAAUCUGCCAAAGAGAGACCUAUUUGGUUAAGAGAGAGCACUGUCCAAGGAGCAUAUAGUUCUGAAGAGAUGAAAGAAGGCGGCAUAGAUAUAGACUCAUUUCAGGAACAUGAAGAAGGCCGUGCAGGGCCAGAUGAUAAUGAGGAGGUUAUGCGAGCAUUGCUUAUUCAUGAGAAGAAGACCCCAUCUGCCCCUGCAGGUUCAGUGGGGGCGGCUGCUCCCGUGACAGCUGCCAACGGCAGUGACUCUGAGAGUGAGACCAGCGAGUCAGAUGAUGACUCUCCACCCCGUGUGGCCACUGUGGCUGCACAUCAUGGGGAAGAGGAUGAGGAAGACGAUGAAUUUGAGGAAGUAGCAGAUGACCCCGUUGUCAUGGUGGCUGGCCGUCCGUUCUCGUAUAGUGAAGUGAGCCAGAAGCCAGAGCUGGUGGCCCAAAUGACACCAGAGGAAAAGGAAGCAUACAUAGCAAUGGGACAACGCAUGUUUGAGGACCUUUUUGAGUGAGCUUUCCUUACCUUUUCCUCCUUUCUCUAAUGCUCAUUUCAAAAAGAGAUUUCUUACCUUUGAAGAAAUGUGUUUAGUGGCUUUCUGCCCCUCUUGAUGUAAAGCAACUGUUAAUCUUGUGCAAACAAUAGUGGGAGAGAAAGUUUGAUUAUUUUAUGCCAGAAACUUCCCCCACAAGGUAGGUUGGCUAUAAGCAUUCCCUUUCCUAUUACUACAGUAUUAAUAUUUUGCUGUAUUCCCUUAUCUAAUCUUUUUCCUUUCCUUUUUAAGACACAUUUUUCUCCCUUCUGAAAUGAGUGUGACAAGUCUAUAAGGUAAAUUCUUCCUGUCUGCCUGUAGAAGCCCAUUAUGAUAGGUUACAGUAAUUCACUGAUCACAUCCUUUUUAUCUGUUCUGACCAAGCAUUCCUCACAGCCCCUGAUAGUGCUGCCAACCAGGCAACUUCACAACAGGCAAGUCAUUGAUGUAGGAAAAAAAAAACUUAAAGCAUCACAUUGCCUCACUGUUGAAGAUGGAGUCAUUGUGUAAGGGGAGAUGAGAGUAUAUCUGGAAGGAGGAUGGUUAUGCCUAUGUCUCAUGAUUAAUAUCUAAACCAAAACUGGUGUCUUUAGAACUGACUUGACUGGCAGAUAUUAUUGUUUUGCUUACUGCCUUGUGGUUUGUAUAUUGGAUAAUAGAAAACAGAAAGUGUGUUUGGAAAGUCCUUAGGAAGAAAUUAGAGAAAAAAAUGUGGGCUUAGGAUAAGGAGUCCAUGUAAAGUAUUGAAGAGUCGAGAGCAUUGGGAACAGUACCCUUUAAAAUCGUCUGACUUUGUGCUGAUUUAGAAAGCUGAGACUGAUACCCUUCUUUUUCAGUUCUUCCACAGUGUUAUAAAUUGUUUAAAGAGGUCAUCGCAGCAGAAAUCAGCAUAUAACAAUUGAUUACUCCUUUGUUUUUUUCUCUCAACCUUUUUGAAGGCCUUCUUUGUCUCUUUUGAUUCUUGUCAAGCAUGGUAUUUUAGAGUGUAUCCAGUAUAUUGUUGAGCAUUGUAACCUCAAGGAAGAUAGUUUAUUUUUGAUUCUGAUAUGUAGCGUGGUAUUAUUCCUAAAGGCAGAACUUUAAAAAUUUUUCAUACAAGGGUCUACAGUUGUAUUUUUUGUAAUAUUUUCCCUUGCAUUGUCAUUUUUAGAUAUUUAUCGUUUUCUAGUACAUGUGUAAAGUUAAGAUAGAUUUUAGAGCAUCUGAGCCUUGUGUGAAGUAAUGUUUCAUUAACCUGGGUUGUAUUAAUGACUAAAUAUUGACAAUAAAUCUAUUUUAUACUGACUGAAAUUUGUUAAUUUCUAGCUCUAACAUCUUGGAGCAUAAUUAAAGUGAAUACUCUUCCCAAUGAAGAAAAAUGUUUCAGAAGUUUUUCUCUUAUUGGCAUUGUUUCAAAUAGUCAAUGCAGUUGUAUGUGAUCUAAACUUUUUUCUGGCCGUAAAUUGCCUUAAGAAUGACUUUAAGUGUGUACCUUGUGCAAAUAGGGCUAUUCAACUUUUAAACAUUGUUGUUGUUUUCUAAACAUUGAUAGUUUGGAAAGAAGUUCAGUAGUAAUCAGAUGUUAAGUUUUGAAAUGUAGUUCUAGGUGAACUGUCAGCUCUUCAUUUCAGCGAAUACUUGUUUCUUGCUUUUUUUUCUUGAUCUCACUUGCAUGUUCUUUUUCCUGAAGCUACCAUUCUAUUUUUCUUAUCUGUUAUCUAUUCUUUCAUCUCCCUCUUGGAGUCUGUGUUAUAACCUAUGACUGUGCUGAAAUUGUUCAGUUUUUUUUUUUUUAAUGUCUUAUUUCUUAUUUUCUUUAUUUCUCAACCUCUUUGGCUGCUCUUUGAGCUGUCAACCCAUCUUUUGCUUGAAACCUUUUUUGUUUGGUAUCCUAGCCAUUACACUGGCCAGGUUUCUCCUUACUUCAGGAAGCCUCCAUGCUUCCCUGGCUUCUUUACCUUGCCUCUGCACCAUCUGUACUGACUCACAGUAACCAUGGACACAAGUCUGUGUGGCAGAUUUUCACUGAAGUCUUGUAUUAUAGUAGAGGGCAAGGGGUGGUCAAUGGGAGGGAUUCAGCAUUGAGUAGUCAAGGAAUAUGAUACACAUCCUUGUCCUUAAAGAGUGUCUUUGCCAUUUUCACAUGUUUCAUCCCAAGUAGAGUGCUGUAAUAUUUCAGCUUCCUUUUUCCUUCAUCACCUUUCAUCACCUUUUUCUUUCCAAAGGCCUUGGAAAGUGAUAAAUGUAUUAGAAAAAAUAACUUAGUUUUUUAUUUUAUUCCUGUUCGAAGUAUGACCUUGAAAGAUCCUAUCAUAUCCAAAGUGGUCUAUUAAAAUGUUUCCCUAACUAAGAAACCAUUUUUCCACCCACUUUUUCCCCCUCCCCUCACUUUGCCACUUUUUUCUUCUCUCUCUGCACUAGAUAAAUAUUCCUCAUACACUUGACCAAAGUCAGGUGAUGAGUAAACAACUUUGGCCCUAGGUGAUCCAUAGCUUUGUAUCUGCUGGAAGAUUGCUUCCAAUCUAUCUGCCCUUGUAGUUGAACCCUUUUUCUCAUUUAGAUACCACUUUUUUUCCAGAAUACCUUAAGGAGCAUUAACUUUAAAUGAUUAAAAGGAAAUAUCCAAUUUGGCAUACCCUGGAAGUCAGGAGACUAGGUUCUAGUCCCAGUUAACUAGACACUUGCAGUGUGACACUAUUACCUGAUGUGAUCUUCCUGGGCUAGUUUCUCAGUUGUCAAUAAUGGGAGGAUUAUGGUAGGAUCACCAAUAUUGCUUUCUGCUCUGAUAUUUAAUGAAGGUAAGUGGUAGCUAACAUGUUUUAAAGUGAGGCUGAAUAAUAAUAACAAAAUAACAAGAAGAAGUCUUUUGAUGUGCUACAGCAAUUCAAGCCAGUUGAAGGAUAUUUUAAUGGAAGGGCUGGCGUAGGUAGCAGCUUUAGGAUUUAGAAUGUAGAAAACCAGAGCAUAAACAAUUACUAACUAGGUUUUUGUCUUCUGGUCCUGCCAAGGUACUUCAUUUCUGACCUCAAUAACUGAGGAAGAAAUAAUUGAAUAUUUCAUAACUCUUUUUGGUAUCAUUUUGAGAUAAUUAGUGAAUGGGAAUGAGAUUGGGAAGAGCAGUUCCUCUUCUUUCUACCAGUUGGCUGUUUGGCUAGAUUCCCAGCCAGUACUACAAUAGAAAAACUUAUAUGUGUAGUUUCUUGUUCUACAUAUUCCUGGGUUAAAAAAAAAAAAAAGUAGCUAGGAGAUGACAAUCAAAAAACAUAUGAAAAUCUUUAGAAUUUAUAAAUUGGUAUAAUUCUACCUUCUAUUUGUUUAGCAUUUUGUUUCCAUCGAAGCUGUUUCACAUUGUUAUCUCUGGCAGAGCUAUGCUACUAUCACUUAAAAAUUUUUCUUUUUUAAAUCUCUUGGGGAAAUGAGGAAGAUUUUCAGAAAGGAACUAGAACUGUGGCACUAAACUUACUGUCCUUUCUAUUGGCUUUUUAUAUUAUGAAAGCAAAGUAAACUGUGAAUAAGUACAGAUAUUCUUAAAACAUAUAAAGCCAAAUGGGUUGAAACGGGAAAUGCCUUGAAAUUUUGCUUCUUCCUUUGAAGAGGUAAAAAGGAAUGAACUAAUUCUAGUGGGUCCUCAAGGAAAGGAACAAGCACCUUAACCUCUCUUCAGAAAGAUCUUGCUGUCCUUCUGAGUACUAGAGGCUGCCAUUCCUAUUCCAGUUGCAAAGCAAACAGGUCUCUAACAUGACCCAGUUUCAGCACUCAACCCACAUUUCCCAUCACACGAAAGUACAUUAUCACUUACCUGUUGUAAAUAAGUCUGAGAAAUUUGUUUGGAAACAAAGGCUAGUGCCAGGUGCUAAAGUGCCUUUAAUCACAUUAAGGCAUACAGAAUAGUUGUACAAUUUGUUGUUGUUGUUACUUAAAUAUAUUAUUUAAAAAUUCAUCCAAUAAGAUAUAUAUGUAUAUAUAGUAAAAAAAUGAGAACUCUUCACCCAGCCCAUCCCUAUCUCACUUACCCCAAGAUAUCCAUUGUUGACAGUGUGUAUCAUCCCAGACCUUUUCUAGACCUUUAGAAACAACAUACUUACACUCAUACCCACAAAUACAUUGCAAUGCUUUUUAAGUGAAUACAAUCAUAUAUAAAUUGUCCAUACAUACAAUGCCAUUUGUUUUUGAAAUAUCUUGAAAAUCUUUCUAUAUCUGUAUAUUUAAAUCUGAUUCAUUUUUAAAAAUAAGGACUAGGCUGAAUUAGGUAGUGUCCAGUUUUUCACUAUUAAAGUGCUAUAAUGAAUUACCCUUAUAUAUCCUUAUUCUAUAUUUCUAUAGGAUAGGACCAUAAAAGAGAAGUAGCAAAUCAAAGGACAUGUCCAUCUUAAACUGAUAGCUCUUGCCAAAUCACUUUUCAAAAAAACUGUUGGAGAAUUUUAAGCAGGGAAACAAUUUGUAGCAUUGCUGUUGGGUUGGAGUUGAAACCUGGGGAUUAUUAAGGUGAUUUCAAUAGGCUUAGUAAUAAAGGGCUUCCCUCAUAGCUCAGAUAGUAAAGAAUAUUCCUGCAGUGCAAGAGACCCAGGUUCAAUCCCUGGGUUGGGAAGAUCCCCUGGAGAAAAGAAUGGCAACCCACUCUAGUAUUCUUGCCUGGAGAAUUCCAUGGACAGAGGAACCUGCAGGCUACAGUCCAUGGGGUCACAAAGAGUCAUGACUAAGCAACUAAAACACACACACACACACACACACACAAGUCUGUGGGGAUGGAAAGAGGGGACAGGUUUAAGAAACUUUGGAGGGGUGGCAUUAAUGUACUUGGUGACUGAAUAUGGCACUACCCUGGAUGAAGCUGUAUUCUGACUGAAUGGUUGUUCCAUUUAUCAAGAUUGGAAAUACAGGAGGGAGAGCAGAGUUUAUUCUUGUUUCAGCUCGCAUCUCAUAAAUGGCACCAUCAUUUCACCUACAUGCUCAUACCAAAAGUGUAGUAGUUGGCCAUUCUUUCUGUUUUCUAUCCCACAUCCUGUUCAUCAGCAAGUCCUGUCAGACUCAAAAUAUAAUCUAAUUUAUAUAGCCUAAGUUUGAAGGUAGAGCUGAUAGGACUUGCUAAUAAACUGAAAAUAUAUUCUAAAUCUCACCUUUUAUACUUCCACCACUACCAGCCUACCACAGGCCGUAUUAAUACCUCCCCCUACCCCCACUUAAAACACUUCAUUGACUGUUUCUUAGAAUAACAUCUAGACUAAACUCCUGACCCUUUUCUAUAGGUCCUAAGAGAUCUGGCCCCUGACUACUUUUAUGAGCACACCUAUUAUUCUUCCUGUUAACUACUCUCUAACAACAUUGACGUUCUCUGCUUUGCAAAUAUGCCAAGGUUUUUCCUGCCUUAGGUCUUUGCCCUAACUAUAUUCUCUGCAUAGAACUUUCUUUUCCAUUCUUGUCACUUUUAUUUGAUUCUCAGCUUAAAUGGCACUUUCUCAGAAAAGCCUUCUCUUAAUCUCUUCUCCCAUUCAUGGUGAUAUUUUCCUACUUUAUUUUCUUCAUAAUAACAUUGCUGUUUACAAUGAACUUGUUUAUUUUUUUAUGUCUCUCAACUCCCCCGCCACCCCCCCAAAAGACUAAGGACAGAAUACUAGCAUGUGCAAUUAAUUCUGGCACAUGAUAGGCUCUCAACAAAUGUUGAAUGGAUGAAUGGACAGAUGAAUUGGCACUAGGAGAACAUACUCUUUCUCCACCAAGGCAUAUCAUUUUGUUCCUGCCUGAAUUUUAUUUAUAUAUAUGUUCCUUAAUCAAUUAGUUAUGUUUACUGUGGUUCAUGGUACCUAGGACUGUGUCCCCAGGGUAGCAGAAUAUAGCUUCUUUGGUGCAACCAAUGAGACGCCUAGAAGCUUUAGUUCUGGGGAGCCAUUAGCUUCAAUGUUCAUGAAAAAGAGAACUUAGUAUUUUGUCUAGGACCGCCCUGUCCAAUAAGGUAGCCACUAGCCACUUGUGACAAUUGAGUACUUGAACUGUAUCUAGUCCAAAUUGAAAUGUGCUGUAAAUAGGAAACACAUACCAAAUUUUGAACUCAGUGUGGGAUUAAAGAAUGUAAAAUACCUUAUUAAUAAUUUUUAUAUUGAUUAUUUGUUGAAAAGAUAGUACCGUAGAUAUGCUAGGUUAGAGGAAAUAUGCUAUUAAAGCUAAUUUUACCUGUUUCUUUUAUUUCUUUUAUAUGGCUAUUAGAAAAUUUUGAAUUGCCUAUAUUGCUGACAUUUGUAGCUUGCAUUGUAUUUCUGUUGAACAGCACUAGUCUAGGACAUUCUCUUCAGGUGCUGGAAUUAUGUAUUGUACUUAGUGACUAUACAUCUUUCCUCGUGUGCAAGUUUUUGACCUGAAUGCUGUGCUCACGUUCCACUCCUCCCUAUCAUCUACUAGAAAGGUAGGCUUCAUUUUGUUGGUAGACUCUUUCUCUUGGGAAAAUAGUGAAUUUUGCUUUUGGUUUAAUUUUUCCCCUUUCAUGGGUGAAAAUGGUUGGGGUGAGGUGUUUUUUGUUUUGUUUUGUGUGUUUCCUGAAGUAGGAUGAAAUAUUAGGGAUAACAUUAGCAGUGGAGAUAAGGAACUGAGAAUUGUUGACUACCUAGACCAAUUUUGUGAUGUUGAAAGUGCUGCUGACUUCUGGGUAAGUGAGGAACCUGAGCAUCUGGUGAAGCCACCAUGCCAGAGACAGAGGAGCUCAGAACCAGUCCUAAAUCAGAGGAGUGGGAAGCCUAAAGUGGUGCUCUGUAUGCGUGAUCUUAACAGGCAGUGUAUGUGAGAUUGCUCAUGUGUUUAUUUCUGUCUCUCCCCUUGCUAUAGAAUGUAAGCUCCAUGAGGGCAAAGGCUUUAUCUUUCUUGCUUACUGCAGUGUUCUGUCUCAUAUCCCUGACUCAAUGCCUGGCACAUAGUAAGUACUCAUCAAUAAAUACUGAAUGAA